AUGGCGGAGCAGGGCUCGAUGACCAAGGAGUCUAGCACCGACUUGCUUCGGCUGGCCGAACAGUUGGAUACGCUGGAGCCAGUCUCAGUUGCACGCGCACUUCAUACCAUGCACAUGAACGCCCUGCCAGCUACUGUGCAGCAGGCGGUGCAGCUAAGAAGUAACAACACAGUGUCGACGCUUGUCGUCCUUCUCGAGCCGUCCUACGAUGUCUCUCUGAGGAGCCACGCAAUGCAUGUUAUAGCUCGUAUGUGCAGGCUUGAUCGCAUGAGCCAGGACAGCUUCAUCAAUCACGGAAUUGUCCGGAAGCUCAUCAAAAAUGCCGACACGACUCAGGGCGCCGACGUGGACGCGCCAGCGGCCAUACGAGCCCUGGCACGAUUGGCUGGCGGCGAAGCGCCCGGACCUUCCCAGACCGCGGUGGUCGAGGAUGUGUUUCUGAGCGGGCUGAUGACUCGGAUGCGUGGGGAUCUAUACGCCCGCCGCAACAGACUCAAUGACCCGCUGGUGGCCGCCAUCGGCGACUUCCUGGCGACAGUCGCCGUCUGCCCAGCGCAUCACUACGGCCUCCGCGAAGCCUCAUUGCUGCUACCCAGCCUACUGGAAUCUGCAGCCGCCGCCACUGCGGCAGCCGCCGGCGACUCCGCUGCAGCGGCGGCUGCUGCUGCUGCCGGCGCUUCCUUUCUGGAUGUCGUGUACCGCAUGUCGACGUCAGACGCAUUGGCGCCGUCACUGCGUACGGAGUCGUACUAUGAGCCGCUGGCGAAUCUGUUAUCGGCGGCGCCUGCCAUGUCGACGUUGCGGCGCACGGCAUUGCUGACGCUGUGCAACGUGUUUGGUGCCGACGGGGAUAAUGUACGGGCGGAGGAGGUUCUGAAGGUGAACGGGGCGCCUCCGCUGCUGACGACGCUGCUAGCAGCGGCGCUCGGCCCUGGCGACGUGGGUGCAGCAGCGCGUGCGACGGGGACGGCGCCAGCCGUACCCGUCGGUACCGCUGCCGGCAGCAGCUUGCAGCGGCGCAGCGGCGGCGCCAACGGCAGCGGAAGUGCAGCGACGGCGACUCGCGGCGUGCGUGUCUCAGACGGUGGCGUCCUGGCCCGGGGCGCGGGGGUGCUGAUCAACGGCGCUUCCAACAUCGCCACUGCCCACGACGCCGCCGGUAUCGCCGCCGCCACGGCGGCGCAGCAGCGUCACCAUGACACUGCCGCAGCCGGCUGGCAAGUACGGACGCUGCCUGAGGCCGCCCUCUCACCCGCCACCGGCCGCAGCGGCCACGGGAGUACGGGUAACGGCUACGCGCUGUCCAGCAUCACAGUAUCCGGGUUCAUCGGAACCAGUGACACCGCCGCCGCUGCCGGCGGCGGGGGCGGCGGUGUCGGCAGCCGCCGGGCAACACGGCCGUCUUCGGACGGCGGCUCUGAGGCGGCGGCAGCUCCGGUUCCCUUGGAGGAGGUCCUCCACACCCUCAAGUGCCUGGCCGCGAACCCCAUGCUGGCGCGCAAGCUCGCUAAGCCUGGGUCGCCCGGGUACGUGUUGCCGUCGUUGCUGGACGCGGUCGUUUCAUCUCUCCACCACGCCGCCGCCGGCCGCAUCUCCCGUACUGCGUGGGCGGCUCGCGCCUCCGCCGGCGUACAGACGGUGCUUCGGCUGGCGUCGUGCGCGGAGCUGGUGCCGGCGCUGCGCGCCGCUGGGGCGGCGGCGGUGUUGCGUUUAUUGGCGGCGGAGGCAGAUGACCCGCGGGUCGGUGAGGCCGCGUGUGUGGCGCUGCUGUAUAUGGGAGAUACAGGCUUGGUGGGGUAUACUAGCCGGCCUGCGGUGGCGGCAUUUCGGGCAUUGUACCGCAACGGUACGGCAGGAGCUGGGGCUGAGGCAGAGCAUGGUUCCCGGUUCCAAGUGUUCGUGAGCCACCACCGGGCAGAUGCGCACCAGUUUGCCUUGUUCACCGUGUACCCCAUGCUGGUGCUUCAGGGGGUGCCGGCCUUUAUAGACCCGCAACACAGGACUGCAUCCAGCGAUUGGUCUCACGUGAUUGCCGGCUGCAAGAACUUGCUGGUGGUGCUGAGCGAGAUGCUGCUGGCCAGUCCUGACCACGUGCGGGAGGUGCAGGCGGCGGUGGCGGCGGGGGUGAAUGUGGUGGCAGUGAUGCCGGAGGGGAUGAUGUGGAGCGACUCACAGGGGUACAAGUUUUUUGACUCGCCGCCGCCCGCGGUGCUGCUGGCUCUCCCCGCCUGCCUCCGCGGCCUCGUCACGGAGGACGUCCUCAUGUACUCGGCGGCACGGCACGGGGAGUUCACGCAGCUCCUCAUGACGAGGCUGCAGCUGCCAGCGGCGCCACCGCCACCGCCAGCGACGGCAGCGGCAGCGGCAGCGGCAGCAGACGCGGUCUCAGUGGAGGUAAUGGCGGCGGCGUCGCCGUCGACGUCGCCAGGCCGAGGGGCUACGCACCUCCGCAACGGCGGCAGCAGCGGCUGUGGUGACACAGGCGACGGCAGCAUUGUACGGCAGGGCAGCGGCGGCGUCACCGGACGGGAUUACUCAUCGCGUGGGCCGUCCAGGGGCCGGGCCCGGUGUACGACAGGCCGCGGGGUCGACAUGCAUGGGGGGGAUGAGCAGCCGCCGCACCGAGUCUCCUUCAGCGGCGUCGGCGAUGCCUUCCAGCGGCUGCAGCACCAGCAGGACGAAGAGGAGCGCGCUGAGAUGGCGGCGGCGGGGACGGCGGAAGCUUCGACGGCGACGGGCGGGGGAGCCCAGGGGACGCAGCAACAGCAACCGCCGCCGCCGUCGGCGGCGGCGGCGGCCCCAUCGGAGUUCCUUCCCUGGCCGUGGUGCCGUUUGCUCGACGGUGCCGCCGGCGCCGCCGGUUCGGACGAAGAAGACGAGCUCGUAAGGUACCCCCGUACAUGGUACGGCGGUGGGUACGGCACCGGGACGGCUAGACUGGGUGCGAGCCUCGGCGGUGCGGACUCGGCGUCCGGUUCUGCAGUACGGGAGAGCGCCGCGGCCAUGACGCAGCACGCGGCGGCGCCGCCGGCGUCGGGCGCACCUGUGUCGUGCACGUCCCGCCGGCUCACGGCGCGACAGCGGUCUUCCAUAAACCGUCACGCGGCGCUGCAGCUGCAGCAGCAGCAACAACAGGCUUUGCUACAGCAUCAGUGGAUACAGGAGUACCAGCAUCAAGCAGCGCGUCUCCCGCAGCAGCAGCAGCGGCCUCAGACGAGCCUCCUGGGCAGUGCGGGGUCGGACAUAUCAUCGGUGGCACCGGCGGCAGCGGCCGCGGGCGGCGGAUCACCUCCACACGGGUCGGGAUCGGUCGGCGGGGCGGACGACGGCAACCUGCCUCUGUCAGCGCUGAGCCAGCUCCUGGCGCUGCAGCUGGAAAUGGUGCGGUACGAGCUACGGCAAGCCGUACAAGCGUCACAUGAAAAUAUCGCCUACAAGAUCGAUCGGCUUCGGAGCGAUUUCACCGAGCAAGUCGUGCAGCUGCGUUUUGAUCUGGCCGGGAAAAUCGAGGCGCUACAGGAGGCGAUGGCCUCAGCAGCCACCGUCAGCGGCCGAAACGGCAGCGGCGGCGGGGCUUCUUCGCCGCAGGACUCUGUGAAUGCCGGCGCCAGCAGCGGCAGCGGCAACGGCAGCAGCGGCGCCGGAUCGAACCGCGAGCCGAGUACUUCGCCGUCUCCCUCCCAACAACAACAACAGCAGCAGCAGCAUCUGGCGGCAGCGCUGUCAAGCACUAUAGCCGCAAGUUUGCAGGACGCCGUGAACCGCGCAGUGGCGCAGCUGCAGGCGACGGUGGCGGCGGCGGCGGGUAUUACAGCGAAGCCAGCGCCAGCGCCGACGGUCAUCCCCACCGUUGCCGUGGGCCACUUAGGCGCCGCUGGCGGCGGCGGUGUGGGGCCUGGGGCCGCUGUUCCGAAAGGGGCCCCCGGCGCGGCGGCCCUGCUGGCGGCGGCACACCAGCAACAACAACAGUCGCCACAUCUAACCGGGCAUCAUCACCCACAUCACAGUCCGCAACCCCCAACACAGCCAGUUCACAACCCGCGGGCUGGCGGCGGCGGUGGCGGUGGCGGUGGAGGCGGCGGUGGCGGUGGCGGCGGGCCCGCUAUCACCGUAAUGACGCCACAGACGCCGCAUCAGCCACAAGGAAUGGAGUUCAUGUCCCCGGUGGCGCGCGCCGGAGCCGCCGCAUGGUCGGGCGACGGCACCGGCACCGGUCCGGCAGGACACGGCCCCGGGCAUGGUGGUAGCGCCAAGUCCCGCACCAGUCACCCCGGCAUGGCGGCUGGGGUGGACAGAGGUGGAGGAAAAGGCGGCGGCGCAGGCGCCGCCGCCGCCGCGGCGACGCGGCCGGGGCCCUUGGCCUUGUUCGAUGCAGCGGCGGCGGAGGACGAGGCUGGCGGCGGAGGCGGCGGUCUGGGCGGCGGCCGCGUGAUGUCCCCCACGGCGCUCCUCGCCACCGUCAACAGCCCUUCUACAGCCCAAGCUGCGCUGUUGGCGGCGGUGGCAGGACGUGCACGAAUCACCCCGAUGGCAGGGGUGUCCCAGGCUGCUGCCGCUGGUGGCGGCGGUGGUACGGCCUGUAUCGGUGCACCGUCACAGAAGGACCGCAGCAGCACCGCCAACGGCACCGCUGGCGGCGGCGGCGGCAGCGGCAAGGGCACGCUGCCGCCGCUGGCAGGUUUGAUGUCGUCCUUCUCUCCAGCCUCCGCAGCGAAGCUUGUGGAGCGUACGGAAGCGCAGCCAGUGCGCAAGGCCCAGCAACAGCAACUUCUGAUGCAACAGCAGCAGCAACAACAACAGAUAUUGCUACAGCACCAGCAGGCGGCUUACCAUCAAUAUGCAUAG
Messenger RNA from Volvox carteri f. nagariensis, 4845 nucleotides. RefSeq lists its product as uncharacterized. The transcript has 9 exons. NCBI's taxonomy places the organism in Eukaryota, Viridiplantae, Chlorophyta, Chlorophyceae, Chlamydomonadales, Volvocaceae. The record is from RefSeq and is a predicted model, not a curated record. The coding region runs from base 1 to 4845 and encodes 1614 amino acids.